AUCACAAGUAUCAACAAUCAAAUAUGUCGUUCAAUAUGUUCCGAAACACCAUCAUCCGCACCCGCCCUCUCCUCCGAACCUCCACCCUGACAAGAGCAUACCAAAUCCAAGCUCACCCAGAAGCAUAUAGCUCUAAAAACCAAGAAUUUUUCAUCGCCGCCUCCUUCCCGGAUGAUUUUGAAUCACCCACGUUGUCGGAAAAGCGCGGCGUCCCGACCUCGUCGUGGGAUGAGCUUCAUGCUACCUUGAGUGAAGCGGCGGUGAAAGCCGAUCGGGGUGAGGUGAAGAUGCAACAGCUUACUUCGCGAGAGGAGUUGGAGAGGAUGUUGCAGCCGGAUAAGAUGGAUCCGAAGAUUGAUGAGAUGUGAUCUCGCUGUGUCCCUGUGAGGAUGGUGAUUAUGACUCUAUGGUCUUUCUUGAGAUUGUCAUGAUGAGAUGUAUUCUGUCUGUGUUUCUAAUUUGACGAUCGUUCAUGUCACUUAGUUCAGUUAGUAUAAAAACAUAAUGUAUGGUUUGCUUGUGUCGAUCACA
Molecule: messenger RNA, 531 nt
Organism: Aspergillus caelatus
Lineage: Eukaryota; Fungi; Ascomycota; Eurotiomycetes; Eurotiales; Aspergillaceae
Exons: 3
Coding region: 24-368 (114 amino acids)
Source: RefSeq, a predicted model, not a curated record